GAAGCCAAAAAUAUGGCCAAAUAGCGUGUGGUUUGCAUGAUUUUUUAAGACCAAUAACCUCCUGAAAAGGCCAAUAUGACCUUAAAAAGUUAACCCUGCUCACACUUAAUUUGAGCAGUUCGUGGUGAAUAUUAACAUUGUUCACCAGUCACCAUCACUACCCACAACAACUAGAAUGUCACAACCGGUUGAGUCUAGACUACCACCUCCACUGUGUGAGGAAUUUGUGUAUGGAGACUGGACGCUGAAGAUUGUCAAGAGUCACAUUAUGGGGUCACAGUGUGAGGCCCUCCUUGGGCACUGCACAGGUGACAUGGAAGUGGAGAAAUUGUGUAACCGGUGUCGGUAUGAGCGACUAUUGACAUUACCGUCCCUUCCUGAUAUGGUGUUCGCUGACAACCUACUGCAGAUAAAACACAAGUCUGGGGGCAGCAUUACAUUCAAUGCCUUGGAAGCCCUGCAGUGUGUCAAUGAUAAAGAAGACACAUUGCAGGUUGCUCAUGCAGAUGUGUGGAAGGAAGCAAGAGCAGAUUGUGAGUUUGCACAAAAAGUGGUGAAACCUUAUGACUGGACCUACACCACGAAUUACCGGGGAACAUUGUCAGGGGGAAUUGUGGCUGAGUCCACAGAUGAACGAAUUGAUCUGAACAAAUUAAGAGAACGGGAAGAAAUCAAGUUUUAUGAAGAAAUUUUUCUCUAUGAAGAUGAAUUAGAUGACAAUGGAAGCACAAGAUGUGUCGUUAAAGUGAGAGUAAUGCCCAGCGGGCUGUUCGUGGUGUUUCGUCACUACCUGCGAGUGGACCGUGUCAUAGUGAGAGUAAAUGACACCAGACUCUACAGCCCUGCCAGUGUCUCAUUUAUACUCCGGGAAACAUCAACAAGAGAGGCUGCUGUGUCCAACUUACAGGUGGACUCAUUAGUGUAUAACAAUCCAGAUUUAGUAUGGCAGCAUCUACCUCUGGUAAAGGAACAGUGUGACAAGUUGGUCAUUGAGAAGUCAUGAGAAAUUAUCGCAGCCAUAAAAUUCAACCAUUUAUCUUUUUUUUUCUACACUUAAGUUAUGUUUUGCAGUAAGGUCCCAGUGUGUGGUAAAUUGUUGUAGGAACUACGUACAGUAGAAUCCAAGUUUUCCGGUAUCUGGGCAACUGGGAGAUUCAACUAACCGGCACCAGAAUGACAUCAUAAUAAUAAUAGUAAAGAUUCCUCCAAAAUCAGCUAGAAUCAUAAAUUUGAAUACUGUGCACAACAGGGAUAAACUGAGAUAUUUAUUGCUAUAAUAAACAAUAAAAUUGAUAUAUAGCAUAGAAAUUAUACUGUAAUACCAAAUGAUUUCAACCAAACAAAAUAUUUUUUUCUUUAAAUCUAUCACUUUUUUCUUGGUUUUAAUAAGGGUGUUUUUUUUUUGUAUUAUUAUUACUUACAGAUGACAGGGUGAACAGAAAAGCAUUGUGGAAGGCAUUGGUACAAGUGUAUGUGGUGUGAGGAAGGCUGUUAAAUACAGUAAAGGCAACCUUUGAGAAUAACAGGGCAACACUAAGAAUAAAUGGGAAAGAAAGUGAAGCAUUUGAAAUAAAUGUGGGUGUUAGACAGGGAUGUGUUAUGUCCCUGUGGUUGCUGAAUAUAGACGUGGAUGUGAACUAUUAUACACUGAUGAAAGUGGUGGUAAUAAGCUUUCUUACAGGACUGCACACUUCUCAAAUCCUGAUUAUAAGGAAGCCAAGUUGCCACUGUUCAGUAUAACUAUUGACUGCUUCUGUUUAUGGUUGGGCUCUGAGCCUCUGUUUCUAAUGUGUUCAGAUCAUGUAAUAUAUAGGUCCAGAGGAGCAGGGUUGCCAUUCACUGACCACCUAUGUCUCUCCAACUGUACAUUGGCCUCUGCAAUGGUGAUUUUUUGAGGUUGAAAAAGAGUAUAAAUGAUUGCUAUGUCAUCCUGAAUGUACUGUAAUGUUUAUGAUAAAUAGCAUAUUUAUUAUAAAGUUAUACAAAUGACAAGUGCUUAAAACUCAUUAAAACCAUUUAUUUAUUUAUUUAUUUUUGCCAACCCUGGUUUUUCUCUAGGUUACUUUUUGGUACCUGUAUUUGUGUGUUAUUUUGGAUGUAUUUAAGUAUAGUUAUAUACUGUACAUUAAAUUUCAAUUCCAAGAAAAAAGGUAUUUUCGGCAUAAAAUCACACCUAUUUUGUUCAAAAUCUCAAUACUUGUAUAAUGUACUCCUGAGCAUGCUGAUUAAGGAUCUGUAGCCUGCACUUUGAUAUCUGUAUAAUUACUUGUCCAAAUGACAUCUAAAAGGUUUUAAUUACUUUUCUAACACUAAUUACUUGCCACCUAUGGUUUUUCAAGGUCACUUUUUAUUGUGCAUGUAUUCUGGAUGUCCUUAAGUAGUUAGAUACAUUAAAUUUCAUUUUUGA
This is a messenger RNA of Homarus americanus (American lobster), 2407 nucleotides long. RefSeq names its product TIP41-like protein. NCBI's taxonomy places the organism in Eukaryota, Metazoa, Arthropoda, Malacostraca, Decapoda, Nephropidae. Bases 176 to 1003 code for a protein of 275 amino acids. The transcript has 6 exons. The record is from RefSeq and is a predicted model, not a curated record. Gene Ontology annotation, cellular component: cytosol. Gene Ontology annotation, biological process: TOR signaling.